Canis lupus familiaris (dog) is the source of this 5600-nucleotide messenger RNA. RefSeq names its product transmembrane protein 154 (gene TMEM154). The record is from RefSeq and is a predicted model, not a curated record. The transcript is spliced from 8 exons. Lineage: Eukaryota; Metazoa; Chordata; Mammalia; Carnivora; Canidae. The coding region runs from base 126 to 752 and encodes 208 amino acids.
CCUGCAGAAUUACAUCACUUCCUAAAAAACAGGCAAACACUUCUCCUUCAAGUUAGCACCGACCCAAACAAGCAGGAAACAGGAAAUGUUGGGGUUUCAGGGAGGCUGAAGCCCGGCGCCGCACGAUGCCCGGGCGCGCGGAGCGGAGGGCUCGGGGGGCUGCCCUCGUGUGCGCGCUGCUGACCGCGCUGCUGCCCCGCAGCCCCGCCCAGGGAGAAAACAUGCUGGUCCUGGAAUCAACAAAUGAAGACCUACUGGCCCAAUUUUAUUUAUCUGAGGAACCAGAACAGUCAGCGGAUAUGCCCUUGGAAGUGUAUGGAAGAGAAGAUUUUAAUACUAAUGCUACGUUUCCCACGGUGACCACAGAAACAUUACCUGCAAAUACAAGUUUUAUCGACUUUGACGAUGAUGCAGAUCAGUUAGAAUUUAUAUUAAUGGUGUUGAUCCCACUGAUUUUAUUUGCCCUCCUAUUUUUAUCAGUGAUAAUCCUUGUAACACGCUAUAGGAGAAAAAGAGCCAAACAAGAGCCGUAUAGCCCAGGAUCUCAGAGUGCCUUACAGACAUAUGAACUGGGAAGUGAAAACAUCAAAGUGCCCAUUUUUGAGGAAGACACACCCUCUGUUAUGGAAAUCGAAAUGGAAGAGCUUGACAAAUGGAUGAACAGCAUGAAUAGAAAUGCAGACGGCGAAUGUUUACCUACUUUAAAGGAAGAGAAGGAAUCAAACCACAACCCAAGUGACAGUGAAUCCUGAGACUGAAUGGUGCUAAGGUUUUCCAAGAGAAGCAGCCCCGGAGGGAGCCUGCCGAGCCUGCCAACAGAGGAUGAAGAGGAUGCGAAUUUAAUUAAUUUCAAAUCAACAUAGACACAAGAACCUUUUGCUGUUUCUCCCAACGCCCACUCUUCCUAAUGAUGGCAUCACCUGUACUUGGAAGAAUGCACGAUUGAGAAGCGCGAGGGAAGAGGCUUGGCUGCCGUCCUGGGCCUCUGAGGGAGGAGGACCCAAGCGGGCUCUCGCCCCCGGGAGCACCUCUUCUCUCCUCCAGGCCUACCCCUGGCUGCCCGGUCCUCUGGGCCAUGCUCUCUAGGUCUUUGUUACCUUUCUGCUUCGUUCCUCAAAGUUUAAAUCAGGAAGCUGUUUUAUAUAUGGCUUCCUUCUGGGUCACCUUAUUACCUAAUUAGCGCUGGAUAAUUUCCUCUGAUUAGUCAAGUCCUCUGAUAGGUCAUGUGCAUUCGGCAGCAGCUUUCCUCAAGGCGAGUUACAUCAUGGAAAAGACAGAAAACAAAGCGAGCGUUUCACUGUGUGCAUCAUCCCAGGGGCUUGGUAAGCUCAUCUGCCUGCCAAGAAGACAGAGUGGGAGAGGCCGCCGUCCGGAGGAGACGCUCUUUGGGGCCUUGGGGACUCGAGUUGGCCAGAGCCCUUGGGACCUUCUUGGAGGAAAAGGGAUCUUCAGUGACAGAGCAAAGUGAUUUCCUUCUCAGCUACAAUCACCGGCUUGUUCACAUUUCCCCAAAGCUCAUUCUUACUCUCGCCACACCUCCCCCGCCUGUGGUCUGGGACUAGGACAUGGGCACAGGGUGGGUCAUCUGUCAGCCUUCUAUGUUUUCAAGAUCUUUAAGGUCAUUUGAGACAGACAGAAUAGGAAUAGGAAAUACCUGUGCCUGUGGCACAUAUCACUCGUCGCACUCUCCUGUCAGGCUGGGGCAAGCCUGGUGUCCUCCUCGACACGGCUCUCCGGGAGGCCACUAUCAGCCCAUCAGAGAUGAUAUUCAACACGGUCUCUGUUGACACCCUCGCACGAGUAGCAGCAGUGCACCGUGCAGGAGGGCCUGCUUAUCAUUCCCACUCACGUAAAAUCAAUCCUCCUUUAAUCCUUAAUUUUCUAAUUCUGACCUUUAAAGCAAUCUAGCAAAUCGGAGUCCUCAGGUCUUCUACGACACUUGGUAUUUUAUUCCAGGGAAGAAGAAUGAAAACUUUAUUUAUUUUACUGUCCUCAUAUCAACUGCAGGGAGAUGAGGCUCACCAAACUCUUGCUGUUGAAUGGGGGGGCUUGUGUCUGGAAGGCCGCCUUGAGGCGUAGCAGAAACGGGCCUUCUCCACCCUCUAGCUGGCAUCCGCCUUCUGACCUGGGCUCCUCGUUUUGAAGGCAGGGUUCCAAGCCAGGGAAAUCUUUCCACACAAUAAAAGAAAACUAUCUGCUUGUGUUUAACCACUGCUAUUAUGCUAGCUUGAGACUUCACAGGGCCUUGGCGAAGGACAGUCUUCACGGUAUAGAAUUUCAACAGAUUGAUCUGUCAUAUUCUCGUUAGCACAUCCUAAUAGGGCAUUUUUGUUUUCACCCCUGUUCUGCAUAUUCAUACUCAACCUGCAGUCCAUAGUGACUCUCAGAUAUUUCUGCCAAAAUUGCCAUUUUCUGAAUCACCGAAUCUAUUUUGUUACUUUGUUUCUUCUCAACAUUUUGACUCUCAGAAGAGUCUCAGAUCGCUUCCUUUUCUCUCUAGGUAUCCAAGAUUUUUGAUGAACUCUGAGGCCUGUACAUUUUAUCCAAGUCUAUCAAAUAAUGGAGACUUGAGAAGUUCAGAGAACUAUAAGGGGUCUUGGAAUCUCGUUUUGAUGAAGCAAUAUUUUAUGAUACGAUAAAGAUAUUCUCGUUCAGUAUUUAAAAUCACUUCAAAUUCCAGCAAGAGAAACUUCAGCAACACGCCAUUCAAUUUAUGUCUGAAAAAUGUACCGGUGUCUAUAAGUGCACAGUACACAAGGCAUUUGUUUUAAAGGUAGUUUAUUCUUGGCCAGGUGUAUUAACCAAAGCUGUGAAGGGUCAAUCCUAGCGCCCUCUUUUUAUUACUGUUCAAUUAAUAGGUAUCAUAUAUUGAGGAUAAUUUCAAGAAUUGCUUUUAAACCCAAAGUUAAUUUUAUGUUUCAGAUUAUUGUUAGUAAAAAUUUAACUAAUUGGCCUUAAUUACAUAGCCGAUCAGAACAAAAUCUGGCUUCAGAAUAUUUUAAAGAUAUGUAAGUUUCACUGCAUUUUUGUACAUUUUAAGCAGACUAAGUUAACAAUAUUGUCAAGUCGAACUCCUCAGGAAACUUAUUUAAAUGAAUGUGUAAGAAUAUCAAUCUGUUACUCUUAACUCAGUGAUGUGACUCCUCUUUCUGAGGAGCUCGUUGUUACCCAAACACAUACAGCACGGAUCCAACUUCUUAUCCAUUGGGGGAACAAAUGCUUCUAUCAGUGUAAAUGGAUGCUUUAAAAAAUGCUUUUGUCUAUUUUUAAAUUUUAUCAAUUUGUACCAUCUCUGGAAGAAGGCCCCUAUGAUGAGUAAACAUAAAAUAUAGACUUUAGUUCCAAUAUCUGUCAGAAUUAACACAAAUUCGGAAUGUAGUGGAGUGAUAAGACACCGUUUUAUACUAAGAAGACACUGCUGAAAUUCUCACUGUGGGGAAAACAUUGAAAUUUUAUACUGAAUUAAAUUUACACAUGUUAUGUUUUUACUCUCAGGAGAUACUCAAGGUAAAUCUUGGGGUUCCAUUUAAUAUGUACAACAGGCAGACCAGGGUAGCUUCACUCAUAGAUUACAUUUCCUCGAUCUUAAAGUAACCAGAAGAGUCACUGUAUAACAGUGUGGAGUGAAAUUAUUCAAAUUGGUUAUUAAUAAUUGCAUAAUCCAAACAAUGAAUUGCCUAGAUUUGUUUAUUUGUUUGAGCAGCUCUGUGACAUUACCUUGGUACUGUCCCAUCUGGUACUAAAAUUUUAUUUUCCUCCUAGUCCUUUUGGGGGUGGCUAUUUGUAGAUACUUGGUGGGGUUUUUUUGGUUUGUUUUUUGCCCUAUUACCUUUUCUAAAUAACAUGUUAUAUUCAUGAGAUACCAAUCCAUGCAAAUAUAUAUGAAACUAAAACUUUUUAAAAUCAAUUCUAUAGAUACUCUAAGCUCUUCUUGAAAUACUUUAAAAAGUUAAAUUUAUAAACCAAAGUACAUCCAAUAAUGUGAAGACUUUAAUUCCAGUGCCAUACAAGUUUAGAAAUACAACACUGAAGCAUUUAAGACAACCAAAGGUGAAUGGAUUCGCUUCCAUUAGACUUCAGGUGUAGAGGGCUCAGGUAAUUAUACUCCUCAUUUCCCAUCACAGUAUCAUCACUGGCCUUUGGUGCUUUAUAAAUAAGGAAUUGGACCUUUUACAGAAAGCAUAUUCUUCAUAUUUUUCACCUCUUUGGUCUGCAUGUCAAGAAUUCAAUGAAAGAUAUGUAGAAACUACAAAUAGUAAGCAACAUUUUUUCUAGUGUGAAGAUCAGUGGAGAGUGAUCACUAGAUUACUCUGACUUAGGUGAAACCCCUGAAAUUAUAAAUAACAUCAAGAACAUGGGAAAACUCUGCAUGUUUAAUAAAUGUCAGACUUCAGAAAGGGCGGAGAUUGUAGUUUUCCAACAAGUUAAAAAAUAAUCUGCUAGAUCAUUAGUAACUUAGCAUGUAUACAUCUUGUUUUUAAAAGUAAGUGAAAAUAGUGUAAAAAAUGUAUUAGACUCUCUCAUUUUUCAAGCAGUAAAGUACUUCCUCAGAAGGUCACUGAGAUCAUCAGACGUUGUAUUUACCACUUGGCUUCAAUGUAUAAAUCCUACCUUGUAAGCCCCUUGUAAGAAAUGGUCCCAUCACUAUUGGUUAGAACUGAUUUGCAAAACUACUAAAGUUGUUUGUUUGUUUCAGAGAGGGAGGAGGUUAGGGACAGAGGGACUGGGAGAGAUGGAAUCCCAGUGUGGAGCCCAGCAUGGGGUUUGAUCUCACAACCCUGAGAUCAUGACCUGAACUGAAAUCAAGAGUCAGACGCUUAACCAACUGAGCCACCCAAGUGCCCCCAAACUAUUCUAGUUUUAAGACUGAUGAAAGGUUUUAGGGUUUUUUUUCUCCUGCCUUGUAUGCUGAGAAUAAUAUAUGUAAUAAUAUUUUUCCUUUACAGCUUAUGGCUUUAGAUUUGUCAGAUAUACAUGUAUAUAUGUGUAAACUGCUCUCUUCUCAGCUGCAUGAUUUUUUUUUAGAAAAAAUGAAUAAAUCCGUACAUGCUUGUAUGCUAACUUAUUUACUCCACAGUGAUAGACUUAAAAGCAUUUCUAAAUUUAACUGAAAAAUAAAGCACUCUAAGAUAGGAGUAAAGAAUAUUUUUGACAUUAGUUUCUAUGUAAUUAACGUAUACCAAGAUUUAAAGUAAAUUUUUAUUUGAAGGUGAGGUAUUUGUUUACUAAAAUGUUGCUGACUAAGGGUAGAGGAGUGACUUAAAUAUCUUUUUAAAGGAAAUUCCUUUAACUUAACUUCUGUGACUUUGAAAAAGAAGGAUUGUUACCUUUGAUGAUUAUGCUCUCUUGAUCUGUAUACCUCUUUAAAUAAAUGAAACAAUACCAAUUUUAAAAGUUCUUGUAGAAUUGAACCUGCCUUAUACAAAAUUAUCUACCCUAAAAAUUAAUUAGAUUUUCUACAUAUCUAAAAGAUAUUAUAACACAUUCUUGUCUUUUCUCUUUGCAAAAUAUUUUUAAAUUGAGAAAUGCGAUUUUAAUUGUCAAUGGAAUGUAAUUUUUAAAAUUAUUUUUAAUAAAAAUAGAAACAGCUCAGAGCUAAA